UUUACUUUUUAGUUUUUAAUACUUUACUUUACUUCAUAGAUAAAAGGAGUAGUUAAAAGAAGUGUCUACUCCUUUUAUCCAUGCUAACACCAGCAGUUAUUACAGACUCAAAUUUGUAAUCCUUCUUUUGAAAAGUGGAAGAAGAUAUUAGACCACUUUUUAUAUUGAGUCAGCCAUGGCAGAGGCAACUAAUGUUGCAGAUGGGGACAAAGCAGUUGCCAGUGCUACGGAUAAGGAGAACAAAGAACCUUCCAAGACUGAAGACAUGGAAACUGAUGAUAAUAUAGAUCUAAAAGAAAUUUUUGGAAAAAAGAAAAGAAAGAGAAAGAAAAAGAAAGGAAAGGAGGCAUUUAAUUUAGAAGCUGCCAGAUGCUAUGGACAAGACUAAAGAAGAUACAAUUGACAGAGGAGAAAAUAAGGAGGCAAUAGAGGACAAUAUAUCCCAUGAUAGCCCUUGGAUGCGCUUGAUUGACUUUUCAACCUUAAAGAAGAAGAAGAAGAAGAAAAAGAAAAUGAACAUUGAGGAGUUCGUAGCAAAACGUCUUGCUUUAGAAGAAAAGAAAGAAAUAGAUCAAGGAGAUAAGGAUCAUGCUGCUCAACCUUUGGGAGACGAAACAACACUAUUGUUCGCCCGAGAUUGUUGCAAAGCUGAAGACUCCGGUAGAGUCGUGGCAGCAGUAGGGCUACAAAGCGGAGUUGAGAAGUCAACACAACGAAGGGGUGCAGAACAUCACCAACAACACAAAGACAAUGUUCUACAGCUACCAGAGUCGACAUCAGACUUUUGUGACACACGCGCUGCAACAGAUACAGGAAAACUGUUAAAUCAGCAGCCUCCCAAAAUGGUCAAAGACAAGAAAUCUCUCAUUUUCAACUCGGAGAAUGAAAACAGAGAGAAGACCAUUAUCAUCAAUCAAAUAGCAUUUCAAUACGCUCUAAAACCUCCACCAUGGCUAGAACGCAUGGAGUCUCCACUGAAAUGG
Messenger RNA from Macrosteles quadrilineatus (aster leafhopper), 983 nucleotides. RefSeq lists its product as uncharacterized. The record is from RefSeq and is a predicted model, not a curated record. The annotation marks the transcript as partial. The transcript has 6 exons. NCBI's taxonomy places the organism in Eukaryota, Metazoa, Arthropoda, Insecta, Hemiptera, Cicadellidae.